AUGGGAGCACCGAGAAGAGCCCUGGUUGUACUGGCCCAUUCAGAGAGGACAUCCUUCAACUACGCCAUGAAAGAGGCUGCCGUGCAGACUCUGAAGCAGAAGGGUUGGGAGGUGGCUGAAUCUGACCUCUACGCUAUGAACUUUAACCCCAUCAUUUCCAGAAAGGACAUCACAGGUAAGCUGAAGGACUCUGAGAACUUUCAGUACGCUUCGGAGUCAUCUCUAGCAUAUAAGGAAGGCCGCCUGAGCCCAGAUAUCGUGGCUGAACAGAAAAAGUUGGAAGCUGCUGACCUCGUGAUAUUUCAGUUCCCGCUGCAGUGGUUUGGAGUGCCCGCCAUUCUGAAAGGCUGGUUUGAGCGAUUGCUCGUCGCAGAAUUUGCCUACACAUAUGCCACCAUGUAUGACAAGGGGCCUUUCCGGAAUAAGAAGGCCUUGCUUUCCAUCACCACUGGGGGCAGCGGCUCCAUGUACUCUGUUCAGGGUGUCCACGGGGACAUGAACAUCAUCCUCUGGCCAAUUCAGAGCGGCACUCUGCAUUUCUGCGGCUUCCAGGUCUUGGAACCCCAGCUGGUAUACGGUAUUGGCCACACCCCACCAGAUGCUCGGAAGCAGAUCCUGGAAGACUGGAAGAAGCGCCUGGAGACUAUCUGGGAUGAGACGCCACUCUAUUUUGCUCCAAGCAGCCUGUUUGAUCUAAAUUUUGAGGCAGGAUUCUUACUGAAAAAAGAGGUUCAAGAGGAGCAGAAAAAGAAUAAAUUUGGCCUUUCUGUGGGCCAUCACUUGGGCAAGUCCAUUCCAGCUGACAACCAGAUCAAAGCUAGAAAAUAAGAUUUUUUUUUCCUGAACAUGUAGCUAAACCUAGUUAUUUUUUUCCAGCUUGUCUGACUUCCUUUUGUUUUUCCCUUUAUUCCACAAAGAUAGGAGAAGAAGUAGGUUCACUACAUACAUUUUUGGAUAGUUCUAUCAUCGAGUGUAUGGCUAUGACUGCAAUAUGACCAAAAUCAGAUUAGGUGUCACAGGUUGCUUGGGAUAUGGAGCAGGAGGGCUGGAAGAUACUCCUCUAGGUCAUCUACACAAUAUAACCCCUUUCUUAGGGCUAGCCCUGGCUACAUGGCAUCUAACUCUCCAGAGAUCUGUUUCUUUUAAUUACCUCUCUGUGGUUUAGGGCAGAGGGGAAUUGCUCAAAGAAAAUAAUGGCUGAGGGACUGACUUGCUUAGCAGUUAGUAAGCUAAAGCCUGUUUAUGAUACAUCCUGGUUUCAAUUACUGUGCACUGACUGACAUGCCUCCCAGGGGGAUUUCUCUCCAGCUCUUCUCGGGCUUGUACACAGCACACACAGGUCCUGGGAAAUGAAUACUAAAACAGGUCUCUGUCUCAUUCUUCGAAUUCAUUUUUUGCAGAAAUAAAUGAACACACAAGGGCAUUGUGGUACAAGCCUUUAUGCCCUUCAAUACUUAAAAAACAAUAGCCCCCUGCUGAGCUGGAGAGAUGGCUCAGCCGUUAAGAACACUUGUUGCUCCUGCCCAGGACCUGGGUUCAGCGUCCAGCUAAGACACCUACAUAGAAGCUAACAGCUGUUUCUAACUCCAGUUCCAAAGGAUCCAGUGCCCUCUUCUGGUCUCUGCAGGCACAGUAUGCACACAGUGCACAGACACAUGCAAGCAAAACAUCCACACACAUAAAAUAAAUCCUAAAUGCCAAAACAAAGCAAAAAAACAUAGCCUUCCACCAAAACAGUUUCAUCUAUACAAAUGUCUUGAAGGUUUUUCUAUAAUAUUGUGAAAUCAAUGACAUUCCUUUCGUAUUUUUAGAGAUGGUUUAUUUUUAAUUAUGUGUAUUAUAGGCAUGUCUGCCUGAGGGUUUGUGGACACGUGAGUGCAAGUGCCCACAGAGGUCUGAAGAGGGCCUUCAGUCACCCAGAGCUAGGGUUACAGGUACCGGUAAGCCCCUGGAAGUGGGUGCUGGAAACCACACUCAGGCCCUUUCCAAGAGCAGAAAGUGCUCUUUAGCUCCCAAACUAUCUCUCGAGCCCUGAUGACGACUUUCAUUUUAAGAGAAUUCAUUCAUAUUUGGAUCUCAUGAUUUGGGGGAUACA
Peromyscus eremicus (cactus mouse) is the source of this 2095-nucleotide messenger RNA. RefSeq names its product NAD(P)H quinone dehydrogenase 1 (gene Nqo1). The transcript has 6 exons. Gene Ontology annotation, cellular component: cytosol. The record is from RefSeq and is a predicted model, not a curated record. Gene Ontology annotation, molecular function: NAD(P)H dehydrogenase (quinone) activity. Bases 1 to 828 code for a protein of 275 amino acids. NCBI's taxonomy places the organism in Eukaryota, Metazoa, Chordata, Mammalia, Rodentia, Cricetidae.